Messenger RNA from Gracilinanus agilis (Agile Gracile Mouse Opossum), 2330 nucleotides. RefSeq names its product exocyst complex component 3 like 1 (gene EXOC3L1). Bases 1 to 2241 code for a protein of 746 amino acids. Lineage: Eukaryota; Metazoa; Chordata; Mammalia; Didelphimorphia; Didelphidae. The transcript is spliced from 14 exons. Gene Ontology annotation, biological process: exocyst localization; exocytosis. The record is from RefSeq and is a predicted model, not a curated record. Gene Ontology annotation, molecular function: SNARE binding. Gene Ontology annotation, cellular component: exocyst.
AUGGGCAUGGAUACUGAGGAGGGGCAGAAAUCUGGAGCCCCCCAAGCAGAGUCUGAGUGGCCAGAAUUGGAGAAGGCUGAAAGGCUGGCCCGAGGGGCAGCCCUGAAAUGGGCUUCAGGCAUCUUCUACCGACCUGAGCAGCUGACCAGGCUGGACCAGUACCGAAGUCGGGAAGCCCAGAGAAUGUGUUCCAUUGAGUCCCGAAUCAAGUCUACGAUACAGUCAUACUUGGAGAAUGUGCAAACAGGCCUUGAACAGCUAAGCCUGGCACUGAAGGAGGUCCAGGAGGCUCGGGAAGCCCUGGCUGAGGCCCGGGGGGCACUCAGGAGCCAGGCUGAGGCUGCCCACACCCUAGAGCCUCUCCGGGAGCUGGCUGAUCAGCAUGGACAACUGCAGGCUGUGACACUCUUACUGCCCCAACUCUUGGCAGUACCUGAGGCAGUGGCUAGAACCCAGGCCCUGAUCCAGGGCCGUGGAUUUCUGGAGGCCUACCGGGUCCUACGGGAGCUGGAGCAGUUACGGGAUGAGGUGUUAGAACUGCUUGGGGGACCUGAGCUGCCCCUCUUUGAGGGUCUGACACAUCUGGGGGAGGAACUGGGCCUAGCUGUGGGGAAGGUAGUGGGUUCAGCUCGGCAGUUGGCACGAGAUGAUCCAGCCCUGCUAGUAGCUGCAGUGCGGGUGGCUGAACUCGAGGAGCAGAGGGAUAUUCAGCUCCAGUCGUCCUGCCCUGGGCGACCCAGGGCCUGGCGCCAACGCUGCCUUGGGGCCCUGCGGAGGGCCCUAGAGGAAGCCUACUUUGAGGCGCCGGCCCCUACUCCCUCCGGCCUGGCUGGACACCUGGCAGCUCUCCGAGAAGCUCUUCCUGCUGAACUUGCACUGGCUGAGUCCCUCGUGGCACCCUGCUGCCCCGCAGAUUACGCCGUGGUGAAACUGUGGGCCCACACCCUGCACCAAGGCCUCUGCCAACACCUGCAGAGACUGAUGGACUGCGAAGACCUGGGCAGCCAGGACAUCUUCACCUUGUUGCACUGGGCUCUGCAUAUCUACCCAGGCCCUGAGAUGAUGGGGCGUCCUGACCUCAGUCCUGAGGCUGACAUCUCGGACCUCCAACCUUUGCUCUCCCUGGAGGCUGUGGAGCAGCUAGAGAGGACUUACACGGAAAAGAUCAAGAUAAGUAUAGGAGAAUGGCUGCAGAAGGCUCUAGAAGGAGAGGUGGCUGAAUGGUUCCGAGAGCAGGAGCCAGACAUGGAUCCUGAAGGUUUCUAUCAUUCUUCCCUGCCUGCUGUUGUUUUGCAGAUCCUAGAUGAGAAUAUCCGUGUGACAACCUUGAUCAGCUCUUCUUUGCAGGAGAGAAUAUAUGGCAUGGCCCUAAGGGAGCUGGGCACCUUCCUGAGAAGCCUCCUGGAGGCACUGGAGCAUUUCUCUCAAGAGCACCUGAAGGAUGUAUCUAAGCCCCGUCACUACGUGCCCUACCUGCUGGUCUGUCUCAAUCACUACACUGCUCUAAGUUCUUCAGUUUCCCUCUUGCAGCCUACUGGGGUGUCCACCCCCACAGGAGUCUCAGCCACCAUCGAUGCAGCCCUUGGAGACCUCAAGAAGAAGAUCUGCAGACUGAUCUUGGAUGCUCUGUUGGAGGAGCUACAGCCUCUGUUCGUUGCCUUGCCGUCUCGACAAUGGCUAUCUAGCCUGGUGAUGCUGGAUAAAGUGUGUGAGCAGACAGCCAGCUUCUGCUCACGGUUCUCUAGAGUCCGGAGUCCCAUGGCUCAGACGUUGCUAUCGGAGAGCGAGCGCGCCGUGGUGCUGGAGUAUCUUCGGGGCUUGAUGCAAGGAAAACUUGUGUGUCGGAAUUCGUCUGAGAGGAUCCAGACGUCAGAGCGCAUGUUGCAGGACUCAGUCCAGCUCAGGGAGCUCUUCCUUGGCUUGGAACUAGAGGAGAACGCGCAGACUGGAGCAGUCCUGGGUGCCCUGCAGGAGCUGUUUCGCCUCCAGGACCCAGGGCUGCUCAGCCUCGAGGUGUCCAGCUUCUUGCACAAAUUCCCCGACGUGAGCGAAGAACAUAUCGGGGCACUCCUGGAUGUGCGCGGAGACGUGUCCCGGGAGCAGCGCCAGGCAGUCUUGGAGACGAUGCAGGCCAACCCUCCUCCUCCGCCGCCGCCCGAAGGCCACCGGCCACUCUUCAGCCUUGUGCCAGUGCCCUCGCCUACGCUAGUCUUCUGCUUCCCCGCGGGGUCCUGCUCUUGAGCGGGCGGCAGGGAUGGAUCCCUUCUAAUAAAAACCCAGGGUCGCUGCGGCUGAGUCUUAUCCCAGACCUCGCCCCCAAGAAGUCCCCC